UUAUUGUCGUUUUGUUCGUUUUAUCCAAAAGAAAAACAAAAAAAACAUACACACAUUCUGUCACCAAAAAGGCAAGAUAUCAUCAUCAUCAUCAUCAUUCUUGUUGAGAAAACGUUGUUCGGAUUCGGAUUUCGAAUGCAACAAAAAAAAUAAAACAUCCAUCCAUCCAUCAUCAUUGCGAACCACACCACCAUUUUUUAUGAUUAUUAAAAGGAUGUAUUGAUCAUAUAUACAAUCAAAUAUCAAACACAUUCAAUGAUUGCCUUGCUUAGAUAAAUAUUAUCAACAUUUUUUUUCGUUAUUUGAAUUCAAUUGAUUUCAAAAAGUUGAUGUCGUCGUUUAUUUGUCACCAGAUUUUACAAAAAUAAUUUAAUAUUUGAAUCAAAAUUUCUUCAACAAUAAUAAUCAUCAUCAUCAUUCAUAAUCAAGUGCAAUUAGUAAUUUCUUCAAUUCGAUCAGAUCGAAUCCGAAUUUCUCAACACACAAAAGCUGUUGUUCCAAUCAAUCAAUACAUUGAAAACGAGAAUAAAAACACCAAUCAAAAAAAUCAAAAAUAAAAUCGAACGGAUGAGUGUUUUCGAAGCAGAUGAUUGUUAUCAACCAAGCGAACGAGAAUUUCUUCAGCCAAAAUUAUACAAUACAUUCAACCAAAAUAAUAAUAAAAAUGAUAAAGAUGCAGCAUUCAAAUCGAAAAAGGUAAAUCCACCACCAAUUCGACCAGAUUUGAAAUAUAUUAAUGCUGAAGAUGAAGAUCAAAUGGAAAUCUAUGGCUUUAUGCCUAAUACAUUUAAAACUUUUCUAACAUGGACUAUAAUCAUUUUUACUUUUGGAAUAUUACGGCUUAUUUUUCAUUGGAAACCUCAUUGGAUGUUAUACUGUACGCACAAUCAAUGUUCGCUUGAAAAAGCUAAAAAAGUUUUGCUUAUUGAUCAUUUUAUGCAAAAAUUUACCGAAAAUGUUAUGCAUACUAUGAAUGAUCAAUUAAUUUAUCAUCAAAUUGGUAGCACAAAUUCUUCAUCAUCAUCAUCCGGUUGUUCAGUCAUACCGAAAUCAAAUGGUCAAUUUGAAAUGGUUGAUUCGAUCAUAUAUUUUGAAAAUAAAAAAGUUCGUUAUGUUUGGGAUAAUGAUUCAAAAGAAUUUUAUAAAGUACGUGGCUUGGACAAAGAUAUUAAAUGUACAUAUUUUUAUAAUCAAAAAGGCCUGACUGCUUUAGAACAAAAACAAAGGAGAAAAAUCUACGGAAUGAAUGAAAUUGAAGUAACAGUGCAAACUAUUACGCAAAUAUUAUUUCAAGAAGUGUUGGAACCAUUUUAUAUAUUUCAAGUAUUUAGCCUAAUUGUUUGGACAUGUGAUAGUUAUUAUUAUUAUGCAACAUGUAUUGUUGUUAUGUCAGCAUUAUCACUUACAUCUAGUGUUAUACAAACUCGAAGAAAUCAAAAACAAUUACAUGAUACUGUUCAAGGUACCGAUACGGUUAAUGUUUGUCGAGCAAAAGAAGAUUGUUAUGAAAAAAUUGAAUCAACACAAUUAGUUCCUGGUGAUAUUAUUGAAGUACCAUCAUUUGGUUGUACAAUGCAAUGUGAUGCUGUUUUGAUUUCUGGUAAUGUUAUUGUUAAUGAAUCAAUGCUUACUGGUGAAAGUGUUCCAGUAACAAAAACACCAUUACCAAGUACAUCGUUACAAAUGACCUAUAAUGCUAAAGAACAUGCAAAACAUACAUUAUUUUGUGGUACAAAAGUAAUACAAACACGUUAUUAUAAUAAUGUUAAAGUUCGAGCUGUUGUUAUUCGAAUUGGUUAUCAAACAGCCAAAGGUGAACUGGUUCGUUCGAUAAUGUUUCCAAAACCGGUGGAUUUUAAAUUAAAUCGUCAUAUACAUAAAUUUGUUGGAUUUUUAGCAAUGAUGGCCUUAGUUGGUUUUAUUUAUACGGUCGUUUUGAAAACACAACGUGGUGUUAAUUGGCAAAGUAUUGUGAUCAAAGCAUUGGAUUUGAUUACGAUUGUAAUACCACCAGCUUUACCGGCUGCAAUGACUAUUGGCGUAGUGUUUGCUCAAUCACGUUUACGUGAAUCGGAAAUAUUUUGUAUUUCACCACGUUCGAUCAACAUUAGUGGCUGUAUUAAUUGUGUUUGUUUUGAUAAAACUGGAACAUUAACCGAAGAUGAUUUAAGUUUUUCUGAAAUUGUUCCAAUAAAUAAUUCGUUGAAUCAAUUUGGCAAACCAAUCACCGAUUUGGUUAACGAUCUUGAAUGUGGCCCUUUGUUGAUCAGUCUUGCAUCCUGUCAUUCGUUAACAUUGAUUGAAGGAAAAAUGAUUGGCGAUCCUUUGGAUCAAAAAAUGUUCGAAGCUACUGGAUGGGUAUUAGAAGAACCAGAAGUAAAUGAUAGUUCCAAAUAUGAUUUAUUGGCUCCAAGUGUAGUUCGUCCUAAAAUUGAUUAUGAAAACAAAGAAGUCGGUAUCAUUCGACAAUUUCCAUUUUCAUCAAGUCUUCAACGAAUGAGUGUUGUUGUACGACAAAUUAAUGGAACUCGAUUUGAAUUAUAUGCAAAAGGUUCACCUGAAAUGAUUGCUUCGUUAUGUGAUCCAACUACAUUACCAUCCGAUUAUACAACAACGCUUCAAGAAUAUACUGAAAAAGGAUAUCGUGUUUUAGGACUUGCUUAUCGACCACUUACAUCAUUAAAUUAUCAUAAAAUGCAACGAGCAUCACGAGAAGAUUUGGAAAAAAAUCUAACAUUUCUUGGUUUGUUGGUCAUGGGUAAUAUGUUGAAAUCCGAAACAACCGAUGUUAUUGAAACAUUGAUUAGAGCCAACAUUCGAACUGUUAUGGUAACUGGUGAUAAUAUGUUGACAGCUUUAAGCGUUGCACGUGAAUGUUCAAUGAUACAACCAUGGCAUAAAGUAAUUCUAUUGGAAAUUGAUCCAGAAACUGUGAAUGCUGAUUGUCCGAAACUUCAUUGGAAAUUUGCUAACGCUGCACAUAUUUCCGAUUCUGUUAAUUAUAAAUUAUCAGCAUUGAAUGAACGUGAAAAAACACAUGUUGCUGUCAGUGGAAAAACAUUUCAUAUUUUACGUGAACAUUAUCCAGAUGUAUUGAAAAGAGUUGCUGUUCGUGGUACAGUGUUUGCACGUAUGUCACCGGAACAAAAACAAUUUCUAAUUGAAUUGUUACAAGAAAUUGGCUAUUAUGUUGGAAUGUGUGGCGAUGGUGCUAAUGAUUGUGGUGCACUCAAAGCAGCUCAUGCAGGCGUUUCAUUAUCCGAAACUGAAGCAUCGGUUGCAUCACCAUUUACAUCGAAAAGGCCAAAUAUUUCUUGUAUUCCAACUUUGAUACGAGAAGGUCGUGCAUCAAUUGUUACUGCUUUCGGUAUUCUUAAAUAUAUGGCUUGUUAUAGUCUUACUCAAUUUAUUUCUGUGAUAAUUCUUUAUACGUUUUAUUCAAAUUUAACCGACAAAGAAUUCCUUUAUAUCGAUCUAUUUUUAAUAACACUUUUUGUCAUGUUAUUUGGUCGAAAUAGAGCAUUUAAACGAUUGGAUCGUGAUCCACCGCCUUCAUCAUUAAUUGGAUUAACGCCAUUAGCUUCGAUUGUAUUACAAAUCAUUUUAGUCACUAUAAUGCAAGUAUUGUCAAUAAUAAUUGUUAAACAAGAACCAUGGUAUCAACCACAUGUUACAAACAAUAAUGAUGAUGAUCUAGCAAGUCAUGAUAAUUAUGCUUUAUUCGCUUCAUCUGUAUUUCAAUAUAUUACAUUGGCUGUUGUUUUUUCUAAAGGCAAACCAUAUCGACAGCCUUUAUAUACGAAUCAAUUAUUUCUUCUUUCGCUUAUUGUAAUGACAAUUCUAACUGUAGUGUUGGUCGUCUAUCCACCGGCAUUUAUAGCCAAUUUUUUUGAACUUUAUAUGAAACAUGUAACUUUGGAAUUUAGAAUUACAAUGAUACUUCUUGCAUUGGCACAUUUCAUUUUGGCUAUAUUUUUAGAGGUGAUUGUUGUGGAUUACUUUUUAUUUAAAAAAUCUUCACAUUGGUUCAAAUCUUUGAAUAAAUCAUCGGAAUCAUCAUCAUUAUAUAAAACAUUAGAUAAAGAAACAAAUAAAAAUACAUUAUGGUUACCACCUUAUUCAUUCGAAAAAACAAUUGAAAAAACAGAUUCAAAUGGUAUGAUUUCAUCAAAAGAUUCAUUGAAUACAGAAAAAUCUACACAAUCUAAUACAAAUCUAUUGCAAAAUGGUGAUCAUCAUUUUCAUGGAUCUUAUUUACAAGUUUAAUGCUAUUUCUUUAUUUGUUGAGCUUGUUUUUUUUUUCUAAAUUUUUUAAAUUAUUAUAUAAACAUUCGAUCCAUCCAAAUGAUAUUACCCUAUACAAAAAAAAAAUCGUUUAUUAUUAAUUGUAAUU
Messenger RNA from Dermatophagoides pteronyssinus (European house dust mite), 4393 nucleotides. RefSeq names its product polyamine-transporting ATPase anne boleyn (gene anne). Gene Ontology annotation, molecular function: ATP binding; P-type ion transporter activity; polyamine transmembrane transporter activity. NCBI's taxonomy places the organism in Eukaryota, Metazoa, Arthropoda, Arachnida, Sarcoptiformes, Pyroglyphidae. Gene Ontology annotation, biological process: polyamine transmembrane transport; intracellular calcium ion homeostasis. Gene Ontology annotation, cellular component: membrane. The record is from RefSeq and is a predicted model, not a curated record.